Molecule: messenger RNA, 2125 nt
Organism: Durio zibethinus
Lineage: Eukaryota; Viridiplantae; Streptophyta; Magnoliopsida; Malvales; Malvaceae
Source: RefSeq, a predicted model, not a curated record
CAUUUGUGGGGGCAACUUUCCUAUAAAGUGAAGGGUGAUACACCUUGCAGGUUGGGGACACAAUGUACUUGCCUGUUCUAGUUUUGGAUUCUCCUUUGAUCCUUGUCCUUUGAAACCCAAACUGAGCACCAAAAAUCUGAGGUUGGAAGGGGAAUCAAACAAGAAUACAUCAUCUCAUUGAUGUGUUAUCCAUGCCAAGCAGCAAUUCUGGAAAAUGUCUGGGUGAUGUAACUUAGACAUAACAAGCGCCCGCAAUUAAAUUUAAAGGCGUUUUUAUCGGAAAGGCUUUCUGUUGCUGUCUGUCAAUUGGUAGCAUUAGACCAAAGAAAAUUGUCCAAUGAAAGCGUCUCAGAAACAUAAAAUUACAGGCAAGUACUUUGACCAGGGUUUAGAUAUGUACCAGUCAUGCUCUGAUGAUUGCGGCAAUGGUGUGCAACAUUCGGUCCAAAAUUUGGAACAAUACUGUACCCUUGAAUCGUCGUCUGGUAUGCAGAAUUCUUCUACAGCCAGUUUCUCACCCAAUGGCAGUCCUGCUUCACAGCAAAACUACUCUUACCCGUCAGACCUGCAUCAUUCCCCAGACAAUACAUGUGGUUCACCAGUAACUGGUUCUCGUGUAACAGACAAUGAGCAUGACUUGAGGCACAUGAUAAGACAUCUGGAAACUGCUAUGCUAGGAAUCGAUUCAGAUAAUUUUGACAUUCAUACUAUCACCGCUUCUGGUGAAGCCACUGAAGUCUCCAUUGAAGCAGGGAGGUGGAAAUACAUGAUGGAGAUGAUCACCAGAGGGGACCUGAAAGAACUGCUUUAUGCUUGUGCAAAAGCUGUAGAAAAUAAGGAUAUGUAUACGGCUGACUGCUUGAUGACACAGUUACGUCAAAUGGUGUCAGCUUCGGGUGAACCAAUACAACGUAUAGGAGCCUACAUGUUGGAAGGGCUUGUUGCAAGGCUGGCCUCUUCAGGAAGUUCUAUCUACAAAGCCUUAAGAUGCAAAGAGCCUGCCAGUGCUGAACUGCCUUCAUACAUGCACAUACUCUAUGAAAUCUGCCCAUAUUUCAAGUUUGGGUAUAUGUCAGCGAAUGGUGCAAUUGCUGAAGCCAUGAAAGAAGAAAGUAGAGUCCAUAUAAUUGAUUUUCGGAUUGCACAAGGAAGCCAAUGGUUGACCCUAAUUCAUGCACUUGCUAAUCGUCCAGGAGGACCUCCAAGUAUACGUAUUACAGGCAUUGAUGAUCCUACAUCAGCUUAUGCCAAAGGAGGAGGACUUGAAAUAGUGGGGCAGAGACUAUGCAAGCUUGCUGAGUCAUGUAAGGUACCCUUUGAAUUCCAUGCUGCUGCUAUUUCUGGUACCGAGGUUCAACUUGAAAACCUUGGAAUUCAACCUGGUGAAGCUAUUGCUGUAAAUUUUGCGAUGAUGCUGCAUCACAUGCCAGAUGAAAGUGUGGGAACUCAGAAUCAUCGGGACAGGCUGUUGAGGUUGGUGAGGAGUUUGUCUCCAAAGGUGGUGACUCUUGUUGAGCAAGAAGCCAAUACAAACACUGCCCCGUUCCUUCCCCGUUUCCUAGAGACAAUGAAUCAUUAUUUAGCAAUCUUUGAAUCAAUUGAUGUUAGUCUGCCAAGGGAAAACAAGGAGCGGAUCAAUGUUGAACAGCACCGUCUGGCCUGGGAGAUUGUCAAUAUUAUAGCAUGUGAGGGGCCUGAGAGAGUAGAACGUCAUGAACUAUUGGGAAAGUGGAGAUCAAGGUUUACCAUGGCUGGCUUUACACCCUGUCCAUUAAGCUCAUUUGUCAAUGCUACCAUCAAAGUUCUUCUGCAACGCUAUUGUGAUAAGUAUACACUUGAAGAGAGAGAUGGAGUUCUUUAUCUCGGCUGGAUGAAUCGAGCUAUAAUUGCUUCUUGUGCAUGGAGAUGCUAACCAAACAAUAGUUAUUGUUACUUUGUCGAUAGAACCUUUAUUUGAAAAACAUUUCUUUACUUUUUCCUCUUAGGCAUACACAAGAUUAGCCCUUAUUUGAUAAGAACAUCCUUUUCGGGGAUGCAAUGAAAACAAGGCCUUUGUACAACUGAAUGUUAGUUGAUUAAUUCCAUUGGUUAGCUGUCAGUAUUGCAGCUUGUCUUGCAUAUGCUU